AUGAAUAAUACAAUGAAUGGAAUGCAAAGUCAAAAUACAAAUGGUAUGACUAAUCAAAAUGGAAACACUGGCACGAGCAAUUUACAAGGUGGUGGAAUUCAACAACAACAACGUCCUCAACAACAACCAAAUAUCCAAAAUAUACCUCCACAACAAUUAGCACAAUUAGUUCAAGCUAUGAAAAGUGAUUUUGAAACUGCAAAAAAUGCUACUGAUGAUCAAGUUAGACAACAUCAUUUGACUCGAGCAGAAAAUAUACGAAGGUUGUUGGCUAGAUAUCAAGCCCAAAAAACUAGGAUGCAACAACAACAACAACAGCAGCAGCAACAACAAGUUCCACUUCAACAAAUACAACAACAAUACGGUCAAAAUACUCAACUGCCAAAAAUUCAACCACACCCACCAGCUCAAAAUCAAUCACAUGCUUUAUCACAACAAAAUUUAAACAACAAUAAUGCAAUAAACAACUUUAAUCAAAAUCAUCAAGGAACUCCUGUCAUGAAUCAUAGUGCAAUUUCAUCACCAGCCCUUAAUUCUGGAAAUAUUCCAAAUGCAACGCCAUUGAAAACUCAACAACAGCAACAACAACUACAGCAAAAUCGACCAUCUUUAACCAAGCAACAAUUAGAAGAACAAGGUAAACAGAAGUUACAACAACAAAUGAGAAAUGAUGGGCUGGAUCUACAAAACUCAAGUAAGCAACAGAAUAGUCAAAAUACAAAUCAAUAUAGUAGCUUAUUAAGAAGUAUGAGUUCAAGUACGUCAAGUGGAGCUGGUAGUGGUACCGCAGGUGGAAUCAAUAUUCCAUCAAAUACAAUUUCAAUGGAAAGAUUUAAUCAAAUUAGACAAAAACUAACUGAAGUUCAACGUAAGAUACAACUUUUGGAACAAAGUAAACAAGCAGGUAAUGCAACACAAGAACAAAUUUCAAUCAUUGAUAGAGAAUUAGUUGAAUAUAGAACCAAGUUUCAACAAUUUCAAAAAAUUGGAAUAUAUAUGAGAAACCAAUUAGUUCAACAAGCUAAACAGCAACAGCAACAACAACAGCAACAAUUAGGCAAACAAUCUCAAAAUCAAACACAAGCACACUCCUCUCCUGCAAUGCCUAAUGGUCAAACACCACAAGUAAAUCAACAAAAGCAGUUCUCCCCUCAACUUACACAACAACAGAAUCAACAUCAACAGCAAUUUCAACAACAGCAGCAACAACAACACAACCAAAUGCAACAACAACAACAACAGCAGCAAAAUCACCAGCAACAACAAAACCAGCAACAACAUCAACAACAACAGCAUCAGCAACAAAUUCAACAACGUCAACAACAAUUACAACAGCAACAAUUGCUUGCUCAACAUCAACGUAAUAUAGCUAAUGGUCAACAAAUGGUACCUAAUCAGAUACAAGCUCCAGACAUGAAUUCAGUAGGGAUUAGACAAACUCCUCAAAAUAAUUCAAAACCAAUACCUCAAGGUAUGACAGCUCAAGCACCUACACCUGCAUUCCCAACUUCGCAACCUACUCCAGCACAAACUCAUACAAUAAUGCCAAGCCGGCAAACUUCUGCUACUCCACAAGCUUCAUUUCCACAACAACAACCACCACCACCACAACCACCACAACCACAAGUUAGUAGGCAAGGUUCAGCCUCAUCUGAUAAAAAAUCUGUAGGAUUAGCAUCAAAUGCAACCAAUGCUGGUAUCCCUAAUGGUACUAAAUCAGGAACACCGGGUGUUGAUCGUCAAAUCCCACCAAGAUCAAAAUCAUCAAUGGCAUUAAAUUUAGCAGGUAUCACAAAAUCAAGUGUUCCAUCAAUCCCUAUAUCGAGUUCAGUCAAUAUAAAACCACCAACAAUGGUUACUUUCAAUUCUUUAACAAAUACUAGACCAACAUUAACUGGAGGAGCUGCUAAUUCAUUGAGUAUACUUUUAGAUACACCAGCAAUUACAAAAUUACCAACUUUUGAUUUAGAAGGUGGUAAAUCCACAAUAGAUUCAGGUAGAAUAUUAAACAAAAGGAAAUUACAAGAUAUAAUAAGUACAGUUGGAGUUGAUGAAGGAGAUGGUAAAACUACAAUAGAUGGAAAUGUAGAAGAAGUAUUACUUGAUUUAGCAGAUGAAUUUAUUUAUUCAGUUACAAGUUUUGCUUGUAGAUUAGCUAAACAUAGAAAAGUUGAUAGUAUUGACGCAAAGGAUAUUCAAUUACAUUUAGAAAAAAAUUGGAAUAUUAAAAUUCCGGGUUAUGCAAUGGAUGAAAUCAGAAGUACAAGAAAAUUUCAACCAAGUGUUAGUUAUAAUCAAAAAGUUUCUGGUGUUGAAAUUUCAAAAGCUGUUAAUGGUGAUAUUUAG
Molecule: messenger RNA, 2346 nt
Organism: Lodderomyces jiufengensis
Lineage: Eukaryota; Fungi; Ascomycota; Pichiomycetes; Serinales; Debaryomycetaceae
Exons: 1
Coding region: 1-2346 (781 amino acids)
Biological process (GO): RNA polymerase II preinitiation complex assembly; DNA-templated transcription initiation
Cellular component (GO): SAGA complex; SLIK (SAGA-like) complex; transcription factor TFIID complex
Molecular function (GO): TBP-class protein binding; protein heterodimerization activity; DNA binding
Source: RefSeq, a predicted model, not a curated record